Spodoptera frugiperda (fall armyworm) is the source of this 1714-nucleotide messenger RNA. RefSeq names its product syntaxin-5 (gene Syx5). The transcript has 3 exons. The record is from RefSeq and is a predicted model, not a curated record. Bases 192 to 1286 code for a protein of 364 amino acids. Gene Ontology annotation, molecular function: SNAP receptor activity; SNARE binding. NCBI's taxonomy places the organism in Eukaryota, Metazoa, Arthropoda, Insecta, Lepidoptera, Noctuidae. Gene Ontology annotation, cellular component: SNARE complex; endomembrane system; Golgi membrane. Gene Ontology annotation, biological process: vesicle fusion; endoplasmic reticulum to Golgi vesicle-mediated transport; intracellular protein transport.
UUGCUAGACACAUCACCAACGUCAUUACUCAUUUCUUCAUGUUCUUCAUGAAAUCAAACUUUGAGAACAGCUGGUUGUCACUCGAAAAUGUAUUUUUAUUAAUUUGUCGUUUAUUUAAUUGUUAUAGUUCAAUUCAGUGUAUAAUAGUGGAAAUAAAUUAAUCUAUUUUACUGAAUAUAGUAUAGAAUGCGAUGCUCCCUCGUCGGCGAAAUAUCGGAGGUGUGACAGAGCGAUCACCUUUGGAGAACGAUUUUGAUACCUAUAAUAAAUUAGACAAAAAAGGGAGUCAACCGACUAAUAAUUCUAGUAUAUUUAAUCCGUUCCCAAAGACACAGGUAAAAUUAGCGCCCCCAAGUAAUAUUGUGGAACCUGAUAUAACAUUCGACAUCCUCGAAGAAUUUGUGUUUGAACCCGUGAUGGCGUCUAGAGACAGAACUAAUGAAUUUAUCUCAGCUGUACGCAGUCUGCAAGGUAGAACUUUGGCCAGACCCAUCGUAAGAGAUGAAAGAAAAGCUCAGAUAUUGGAGACAUAUUCACAAUUCAUGGGCAUGGCAAAAGUUAUUAGUAAAAACAUAACAAGUACUUAUGCUAAACUUGAAAAGUUAGCCUUGUUGGCCAAAAAGAAAUCUCUAUUUGAUGAUCGACCAACAGAAAUUCAAGAAUUAACAUACAUAAUUAAAGGAGAUUUAAGUUCCUUAAAUCAGCAAAUUGCCAGGCUGGGUGAAAUGCCACGGGGGCGACGAAGUAUGCAUAGCCACUCAUCAAGUGUAGUGCUUGCUUUGCAGUCACGUUUGGCUUCAAUGAGCAAUCAAUUUAAACAGGUCCUUGAAGUUAGAUCUGAAAAUUUGAAACAUCAAAACAACAGAAGGGAACAAUUUUCUAGAGUGGCUCCAUUGGUUAAAGAAGUGCCAUCUCUCUUGCAACAAGAUGACAUCAGUAUAGAUUUAGGAGAUGCACCAAAUAUUCAAACACAGCAACAACAGUUAGCAUUGAGAGAUGACACAGAUACAUAUGUUCAGCAAAGAGCUGAAACUAUGCACAAUAUUGAGAGUACAAUUGUUGAGCUAGGAGGAAUAUUUCAGCAACUUGCUCACAUGGUAAAGGAACAGGAUGAAGCCAUUGGCAGAAUUGAUGCAAACAUCCAAGAAGCAGAAAUGAAUGUUGAAGCCGGUCACAGAGAAAUCAUGAAGUAUUUUCAAAGUGUUACUGGCAAUAGAGCUUUAAUGUUCAAAGUUUUUGGUGUUCUUAUAUUCUUCUUUAUAUUCUUUGUAGUUGUAAUGGCUUGAAAUGUAAAUUUUGUGAUGUGAAAUAUAACAAAUACAUAAUUUUUUUGGUGGUGCAUCUGCCCAUGAAAAAGAAAGUAGAUAAAAUAUUGACAGGAAUAAACUGAUAUUGACUUGUUAUAAUAAUAAACAAAUAUUGUAAAACAAUAGAUACCUAUUUUCUUAAAAAAAUAGUUUUAUGAGACUAUAAUUUUGUUUCUUGGGAUGGGGCAUCAUAUUAGGUUUUGUAUUUUUAUGUUACAUGUUGUUAUUCCAAGAGUAUAAAAUAGUUUUAUUCAUAUGCAAUAUGACAAGAUUUGAAAAUGUGUAAGCUAUAAUUAUGUUAAUAUCCAGUUCUUUUAGGUUGAUUGCACUAGAAUUAUAUAAAGCCAUGCAAAUGGUGCAUCAGAUAUAUAUACAUAUAAUUAAAUAAAUAUACUAUGAAGUUAUAA